Anolis sagrei ordinatus is the source of this 9386-nucleotide messenger RNA. It is a transcript of the gene SIPA1L1, whose product is annotated as signal induced proliferation associated 1 like 1. Gene Ontology annotation, molecular function: protein binding; GTPase activator activity. The record is from RefSeq and is a predicted model, not a curated record. Lineage: Eukaryota; Metazoa; Chordata; Lepidosauria; Squamata; Anolidae. Gene Ontology annotation, cellular component: cytoplasm. Gene Ontology annotation, biological process: regulation of small GTPase mediated signal transduction; activation of GTPase activity.
UUCCUUGCAAGAGAGAGGACUUGCUCACCCUGCCCCCAAUUUAAACAAGGGAAAGAGAAGCAGCAGUGUAUUUGCUUGGCUUUCCGUAGCCUGCACGUAGAUUGAUUCAUCUUUUCCCAGUAAAAGGAAAGAGGAGAAGAGGACUCCUAUAUUCCCCAAACCUCAUUGAGCAAGUUGAUUAUUUUUCCUGAGAGACUCUGCAGUGGAAAGAAGAGGGCAGCAGUAGCAGUGGGGUUUGUGCAUUAAGUGCCUCCUCCCCCAGGAAAGGAAUUUGAGAGGAGGGGAUGAGUGGAAACAGUCCUUAUGCAGGAGAGAAAAGGCUGGAGUGUUUUCAUGGAUGUAGUGCAGUGAUGCUGACAAAAGGAACAGCAGCUUCAAAACAAUGCCAAUGAAUGAGUAGAAGAAUCACUUGCGGUUACCCAUUUCAGUAUGGAGGUAUUGAAGCACACAUCCAUCAAUUUGCCAAGAUGCUUUGGAACUAUAUGUACUGAAAUUAUCGACCUCUUUCUGGGCAUGUGUGGAAAAAUGACUGCUUGUUAAAAUGGAUGGACUGAGGCUCCUAAGAAGUCGGAAUUGAUUGAACGAAACUGGUUCUUAGACAAAUAGCAUCAGUAGGCCAUUUACUACUACAUUAAAUGAUCACAACUGGGAUCUCAUGCAACCUUUGUAUUUUCUGGAGAACCUUCUCCAGAAGAGUGUUAUAAAUUUUAAAGGCAGAGAUGACUGCGUUUUCUUUUGGAGCUUAUUAAGGAUAAAUACGUUUUCCAAUAAUGACCAGCUUGAAGCGGUCCCAGACUGAAAGGGCUGUUGCCACGGGAGUAUCAGAUGGAACUCCUAAAGUUCACUCAGAUGACUUUUACAUGAGACGCUUUAGGUCACAGAAUGGUAGUUUGGGAUCUUCAGUGAUGGCUCCAGUAGGCCCUGCACGUAGUGAAGGGUCUCAUCAUCUUACUUCUACUCCUGGAGUUCCUAAAAUGGGAGUUAGAGCAAGGAUUGCAGACUGGCCUCCAAGGAAGGAAAACAUCAAAGAAAACAAUAGAUCAAGUCAAGAUAUGGAUACAUCAAGCUGCCUUGAUAGCAUGUCUUCAAAAAGUAGUCCUGGGAGUCAGGGAAGCUCCAUUAAUUUGAAUGCCAGUGACUCUGCCAUGUUGAAAAGUAUCCAGAACACACUUAAAAACAAAACAAGACAAUCUGAUAACCUAGAUUCUAGGUUUCUUACACCUGAUGGUUACCACAGCUCCCCAAGGAAAGCUCUUCGUAGAAUAAGACAGCGUAGUAAUAGUGAUAUCACCUUAAGUGAGCUUGACGUUGAUAGCUUUGAUGAAUGUAUCUCACCCAGUUAUAAAUCUGGACCAUCACUGCACAGAGAAUAUGGCAGCACCUCAUCAAUAGAUAAGCAGGGUACUUCGGGUGACAGCUUUUUUGACCUAUUAAAAGAUUAUAAAGAUGAAAAAUCUGACCAGAGGAUCCUAGGCAGCAGCAAAUUCAGUGAAAUCCUUAUAGCAAGUGGAAGUAAGGGUUCGGGGUUUUCCUUAGAUGUGAUUGAUGGACCUAUUACUCAGAGGGAGAACCUCCGAUUAUUUAAAGAAAGGGAGAAACCACUGAAAAGGCGUUCAAAAUCAGAAACUGGAGAUUCUUCCAUUUUUCGAAAGCUCCGUAAUGCCAAAGCUGAAGGGGAACUCGGGAAAUCUUCUGACCUUGAGGAUGGAAGAUCAGAAGAUAGCAUCAAGCCUUGGAUUUGCCCAAAGUGUUUUGCCCAUUAUGAUGUACAAAGUAUAUUAUUUGAUUUAAAUGAGGUGGCAGUUAACAGGCACAAUGUUAUUAAACGAAGGAAUACAACAACCGGAGCUUCUGCUGCUGCAGUUGCAUCCUUAGCUUCUGGACCAUUAUCCCAUUCUGCAAGUUUUAAUUCACCAAUGGGCAGCACAGAAGACCUGAAUUCCAAAGGGAGUCUCAAUAUGGACCAGGGAGAUGAUAAAAGUAAUGAUCUUGUGAUGAGUUGUCCCUAUUUUCGUAAUGAAAUUGGUGGAGAAGGAGAAAGGAAGAUCAGCCUCACCAAAUCUAACUCUGGAUCCUUCAGUGGCUGCGAAAGUGCCUCUUUUGAGUCUACUCUUAGCUCUCAUUGCACAAAUGCUGGGGUCGCUGUACUUGAAAUACCGAAGGAAAAUCUGAUGUUACACUUGGACAGAGGGAAAAGAUACAUUGUUGAACAUGUGGAUCUUGGUGCAUAUUAUUUUCGGAAAUUCUUUUAUCAAAAAGAACACUGGAACUACUUUGGGGCAGAUGAAAACCUUGGUCCUGUAGCUGUGAGUAUUAGAAGGGAAAAACCUGAAGAAAUAAAAGAAAAUGGUUCUCAGUACAACUAUCGCAUCAUUUUCAGAACUAGUGAGCUUACAACAUUAAGAGGUUCUGUCUUAGAAGAUGCAAUACCAUCCACUGCAAAGCACUGCACAGCCAGAGGAUUACCUUUGAAAGAAGUGCUUGAACAUGUGGUCCCUGAACUAAACAUACAUUGCCUUAGGCUGGCCUUCAACACUCCUAAAGUCACAGAACAACUAAUGAAAUUAGAUGAGCAAGGGCUAAGCUAUCAACUUAAAGUGGGGAUCAUGUACUGCAAGUCUGGACAAAGUACAGAAGAGGAAAUGUAUAAUAAUGAAUCGGCAGGCCCUGCCUUUGAAGAGUUUCUUCAGUUACUGGGAGAACGGGUUCGGCUCAAGGGAUUUGAAAAGUACCGUGCCCAGCUAGACACAAAAACCGAUUCAACUGGAACUCAUUCUCUUUAUACAACCUACAAGGACUAUGAAAUCAUGUUCCAUGUUUCCACCAUGCUGCCAUACACACCUAACAACAAGCAACAGCUGUUAAGAAAACGACAUAUUGGAAAUGAUAUUGUGACCAUUGUUUUCCAAGAACCUGGAGCAGAACCAUUCAGCCCAAAGAAUAUUCGUUCUCAUUUUCAGCACGUCUUUGUUAUUGUUCGAGUGCACAAUCCUUGCACUGAUAAUGUCUGUUACAGCGUUGCUGUUACAAGAUCCAGAGAUGUACCGUCUUUUGGACCACCGAUACCUAAAGGCAUUACGUUCCCCAAAUCAAAUGUAUUCAGGGACUUUUUAUUAGCCAAAGUGAUCAAUGCUGAGAGUGCAGCCCAUAAAUCAGAGAAGUUCCGUGCCAUGGCCACCCGAACCCGUCAGGAAUACUUGAAAGAUUUAGCAGAAAAGAAUGUCACAAAUACACCAAUUGAUCCCUCUGGCAAAUUUCCUUUCAUCUCACUGGCCUCUAAGAAGAAGGAAAAGUCCAAGCCUCCUCCAGGAGUAGAACUCCACAGUUCUGGUGCCGUUGUUUGGAGUCUCCAUGCUAAAGACUAUAGCAAGGGCAUGGAUAUAGAUGCUCUCCUUGGCAUUUCUAAUGAAUUUGUUGUUAUCAUUGACCAAGAUACAAAGAGCGUUGUGUUCAAUUGUUCCUGCAGAGAUGUAAUAGGCUGGACAUCAACAAACUCAAGUGUCAAAAUCUUCUAUGAAAGGGGUGAAUGUGUUUUUGUGGAAAGUUUCAAAAACCAUGAAGAUAUCAAAGAGAUUGUCAAAAGGCUAGAGCUUGUGACAAAGGGCUGCGAGUCUGUGGAAAUGACCUUACGUCGAAAUGGAUUAGGCCAACUUGGUUUCCAUGUGAACUAUGAAGGCAUUGUAGCUGAUGUUGAACCCUAUGGCUACGCAUGGCAGGCUGGAUUACGGCAAGGGAGCAGAUUAGUGGAAAUUUGCACAGUGGCUGUAGCUACUCUAAGUCAUGAGCAAAUGAUAGAUCUCUUACGAACUUCUGUUACUGUGAAGGUUGUCAUUAUUCCGCCUCAUGAAGAUUGUACCCCACGAAGAAGUUUUUCAGAAACUCAUCGCCUCCCAGUGAUGGAAUACAAAAUGAAUGAUGGUGGACUUCCAUAUGAGCUCAAGUUCCCUUUCAGAAAUAACAACAAAUGGCAGCGAAAUGCUAAUAAGGGACAGGGGUCACAUGGACAACAAAUGCCAUCACAGAUGCAAAGUCCAGUUCCCACAAGGAUUGCCUCGGGGAAAGGUGAAGGGAAAAUGUCUCUUCCAGAACGGACAGCCAACAUUCCACGCAGUAUUUCUAGCGAUGGGCGUCCUCUGGAGAGUAGAAGAUUAUCUCCUGGGUCUGAUGUCUACGUCACCGUCUCAUCAAUUGCCUUAGCAAGAUCACAACAGUGCCGUAAUUCCCCCAGCAACUUGUCAUGCUCCAGCGAAACUGGGUCUGGUGGAGGCACCUAUAGGCAAAAAUCUAUGCCUGAAGGGUUUGGAAUGAGUCGAAGAUCCCCUGCCUCCAUUGACAGACAGAACACGGAUACCAGUGGAAGCGGCAAAUCUACUCCAAGUUGGCAGAGAAGUGAAGACAGUAUUCUUGACCAAAUGGAACCAACUUGCCAUCUCCCUGCAAUGUCAAAGGUGCUGCCAUCCUUCAGAGAGAGCCCCACUGGAAGAUUGAUGAGGCAGGAUCCAGUAGUUCACUUGUCUCCAAAUAAGCAGGGCCAUUCUGAUAGCCACUACUCCAGCCAUUCAAGCAGUAAUACACUGUCCAGCAAUGCAUCUAGCAUCCAUAGUGAUGAGAAGUGGUAUGAGAGCGGAGACAGGACAGAGUCAGAGAUGAAUAGCUAUAAUUAUCUUCAAGGCACGUCUGCUGACAGUGGCAUCGAUACCACCUCCUAUGGACCCAACCAUGGAUGUACAGUCUCCUUGGGCAACUCAGCAACAUCUCCCCGAUCAGGACUUAUGAAAGAGAAAGUGUCCCCAUUGUGGCACAGUUCCAGUGAAGUAGUCUGCCUUGCAGACCGGACUUUAGAAAAAGAGAGUCACAUGAUGGACAGAAAGACAGAAUCUUCAUUAAGCUUGGACAUUCAUAGCAAAAGUCAACCAGCUUCUAACCCUUUAACAAGAGAGAACAGUGCUUAUAGCCUUAGCGAUGCUGUUUCCCAUGCAAGUACCAUGGGUUCCCGACACUCUGCCAGCCCCGUUAUUUUCACCAGUGCCAGAAGUUCACCUAAAGAAGAGCUUCACUCUGCCACUUCUCCACAGCUUGCACCACCUUUCCCCUCCUCCUCUUCCUCCUCUUCCGGCCCUAGGACUUUCUAUCCACGGCAGGGUGCAACUAGCAAGUACCUGAUUGGAUGGAAAAAACCUGAAGGGACAAUAAACUCUGUGGGGUUUAUGGAUUCAAGAAAGCGUCACCAGAGUGAUGGCAGUGAAAUGGCACAUCCUAGAUUGCGUGCCUCAGCCAGAGAUCUUCGAGCCUCACCGAAGCGAUCUUCUAAAUCAAAUAUUGAAGAAGAGUUGAAGAAGCUGAUAGAUCUUGACAGUCCAACACCAGAAUCUCAGAAAAACUUCAAGUCUCCAUUUCCUAGCACUCCUACCUCAAGGCGUGCCUUGCAUAGGACUCUGUCAGAUGAGAGUAUUUACAGUAGUCAGAGGGAUCACUUCUUCCCUUCACGAGCUUCUCUUCUGGACCAAGCCCUUCCAAAUGAUGUCCUUUUCACCAGCACAUAUCCUUCUCUUCCUAAGUCCUUACCCUUAAGGAGGCCAUCAUACACAUUAGGAAUGAAAUCUUUACAUGGAGAGUUCUCUGCCUCUGACAGCUCCCUCACAGAUAUGCAAGAGCAGAGGAGGCAGCCCAUGCCAGACCCAGGUCUUAUGCCCCUGCCCGAUUCGGCUUCUGACUUAGACUGGUCAAACUUGGUAGAUGCUGCCAAAGCCUUUGAGGUCCAGCGAGCCACAUAUUUUACAACUGGUGACGAAAACCACAGACCUGUCAGUGUUGCUUCUCAUAAUGAUCAUGGCGACGACCAGCUUUCUGCACAGAUGAAGCCUUACACUGGAAAAGAGUCGCCUCCUCUUGCUUCUAAAGUGAGCCAGCUGGAAAGUAUGCUGAGAAUGCUGCAGGAAGAUUUAAAGAAGGAAAAAGAAGACAAAGCCAACCUUCAAGCCGAAGUGCAGCAUUUGCGUGAAGACAAUUUACGGUUGCAAGAAGAAUCCCAGAAUGCCUCUGAGAAACUGAAGAAAUUUACUGAAUGGGUUUUCAACACAAUUGAUAUGAACUGAGAAUAGCACACAUGAAACAAAUACAUUGGCAAAAAAUAAGUAAAAUCUCUGUAGUGGGACUGAAGCUUUAAUACCGCCCUAACCAUGACCUUUAAAAGCCUAGUCAGAGUGCUUUCACAUGUUUCAUACUCUGAUUACCUGUUGUUUUUUUUUUUGCAUCUCUGCAAACACCCAGAUUAAGAAUCAUUGUCUGCCUUUUGUAGAAAAGAAGCAAAAAAGUGAUUUUAAAGAAAAUAAAAAAUUAACUGCUAAAAUGUGAAUGUCUUUAUUUUUUUGCACAUUUAACUUUUCUGUACAAAAUGACAUGAAGAGUGGACCAGAAUAACUGUCCAUCUGCCUCUAUUUAUUUCUCUUCACGACUUUGUAUCAGUUUCAGAUUAAUCUGCUUUAUUCUUGCUGCUUUAACAAAUAUUAGAAGUUCUAGAAAACUAGAAAGAUGUUUAUUUUGCUGCUUCCUUUCUGUUGUUUCACAUGAACUAGAGGAUGUUUUGAGUGCCUCAUUAAUGAUUUGCACUUCAUCAUCUGUAGUGCUCCCCCCCCCCUUCUUUUGUAUGGAACCAUUGCUCAUUGAGUGAGUUUGUGUACAGUCUAGAUAGCAGAAACUAGAUAUGGCAAGUUAUCUGAUUCCAUUUUUACAGAUCUUUCUGGAAUAGUACUUGUUCAUGGAGGUGAAAGAGCUUCCAGCUGCUUAAAGUACAAACAGCAUUAAUUCGUUAUGUUCAAUGGACAUCUUUUCAUAGGUUGCUUGGGAGAAGGGAAUAAUGAGUGCAGUUUUCAGAAUGACAUCUUCCUAGUUUGGGACCUUUGUCUUUCCAGUUCCUUUUUAAGUGCAUAUUACAUUUGAACUUUCCUAAACACUGAGAGCCCCAGUCCCUAUAUCUAUCUGUAACUCUAAAUCUAUUACGACACUAAACUUAAUUAAAGAAGUAAGCUAUUUGGUUUUGUCUGUCUACCAGAAAGUUUCUUCUGACACCUGCCUGUUGCUUAUAUCUCAGGCACAUUGCACUGUCUUCCCCUAGCAACACAGAACUAGGCAUCCUAUUACUGACCUAUACAGGCAUAAGGCAACAUGUCUUUCCAUAUGACUUCUUUAGCUGUUGCAGAAGAUGGUAUCCUCUUUCUCCACUUUGAUCAAAGCCUCACGUUCUCACUGUUUAGUUGCUAGAGACCCUCUUCCCCAACCAAGUUAUUGGCUGUUGGAGGCCAGGGAGAAUCAACAUUUGGUUAUUUCCCCUGAACCAGACACAGCAUGAUCUCUGUUGACCUUCCUUGCCCACUGAUUCAACCAUCCAUGGCCUGAAAAUAUUCCCUCCAAAAUUCCAAACCAUGAUUCUGCCAUUUUAAAUAAAUUUUGCUAUGCCAUUGUAUAUAACGGGUCGUGAGCAUCCAAAGAAUUUGGUACUUUGGGGGGUGGUCCUGGAACCAAGCCCCAGAGGUACAUCGCCUGCCAAAUCCCCCAAAGGGCCUUGGCAUAUCUUACUGGAUAACAUAACCAGGCUGUGUCUAAUGGGACAUAACCAUAUGUUUCUCUAAAUGGCUCCAAAUGUCUGGAGGAGGCUGCAGCAAUUAUAAAAUGAAUCUAGUGAGAUGUAACAUAAUUCCACCUGCAGAACCUUUACACUAUGCUCUGCCAUUCCCUGCCCAAUUCUAAUGCACACACCCAGCACAGCAGAACAACGCAAGCUUCCUUCUAGGUACUUUGCCUAAAAAAGACCAUCAAUUACUAGUUGCCUUUUCACUAAUUGCAAUAUUGAGGAUCCAUUAACGACAAUGUGGCAGAUACAGGCUGCAGCUUACAAAUUGCAUAAUACUAUAAGGAUGCACACAGUGAUGAUAUCUGUGCCUGAAUACUAGCGACUUCUGUGACAUUCCAAUUUUAUAACAUCGUGCAAUGUUGUGGUUUAAAUAAGAUAUAUUGUUCUUGCUCCUGUAUUCUUUUUGUUUGUUUUUUUUAGGGCCCUUCUUAUCAGUAAGAAGUUAGAGGGGCAGUUACUUAAUGAGCGCAGUAUGAGCCCCAGAUUCACAGAAUUGAUGUAUACGGUUUCAUCAAUUAUUCACUUAGGGUCUUCUGUACAAGCUACACCCUCUUCUUGGUACCUCUGUUGUUCAUGCAGUUGAAAAUAAUAGGCUGUGCUGUUAUCCAUGGUUUCACGUAUCUAUGUGAGCUUCAGGAAUAUAUCCCCCACAGAUAGGGGGGGGGGGCUGUACUGUAAACUUUUCAUACCUUUGCUUUAAGUGCCCCAGGUGAAAAGACAAUUAAAAUGAACUAAGGCAUCUCUUUAUUUAUAGACUCCAGGAAAGAACCUGUUCUCUGGGUUGUUGUAGGUUUUUCGGGUAGUGAAGUCCUCACAACCUCUGAGGAUGCCUGCCAUAGAUGCAGGCAAAACGUCAGGAGAGAAUGCUUCUAGAACAUGGCCACAGCCCGAAAAACCUACAACAACCCAGUGAUUCCGGCCAUGUAGGCCUUUGACGGUACAUUGACCUGUUCCUUUGUUCUUGAUGUGUGGAUUUUCCAGUAAAACUGGCUUUCAUGACAUGUCUGUGUGCUGGGAAGAUAACUUACCACGAAAUGUCACAUCUUCAGGAAUAAACUCUUAAUAUGGGGUUGGGGAAAACGUCUGUGUGCUGCAGCUUGCCUAAGCUUUGUUUCAAGUGGCAUGAUGUGAACCUAGUUCAUAAGCUCCGCUGCAUGCAUCCAUGAUAGUCUUCCCUAAACAUUCCCAGAUCCAACAGUAAUUGUCUUACGUCUGUCCAUUUCACAAACCUUCCUUUGUUCUCUGUGCUUCAGCCAUCUUUCAUUAUUGAAAAUCUUCUUAACCUCAGCCAUCCAGUCGUCUUCCCCUUCAUUGAUAUGCAUUCACUUAAUUCUUAAUAACUGUAUGAAUCCACAAGGUUUGCUUUGACCUAAAAUUUCAUUUGUGUUGACAAUGUAAUUGGGAUGCGUUUCUAAUAUUUCGUCAUGAAAGGGGAUCGGUUUGAAAGUAUUUUUGGAAUGAUUUUACAGAAAGCUAGAAUGUCUUAAGAGUUUUCUUUUUCCAGUAACUUGUAUGAAGGAGAACUAUAUCAUGCCUGAUGUAAUUUGUAAAUGGGAAAUAUUGCUAACAUCUCUAAGCAUCUUGACUUAUUUUUUCUCUCUUUCUUUAGUUUUUUUUUUAAAAAAAAAACAUGUUGGGACUUUGGGCAGACUAUUUAUUAGAGUUUUGCAACAGAGUUCUUGUAUGAAGCCUCUGAAAGGCUACUUGUAAAAAAAACUGACAAUAAAAUUCAUUUUAAAGGCUCUUCUAGAAAGAA